AUGACAGCUGCAAUGGUUUCAUUUUUGUACGUGGACGCCUUGUGUGUAAAUUGCGGCAAUUUUCAAAUGCGGGCUCUCUUUAUUGUAUUUGCCCUUCUUACUACUGCGUACUGCCUUUGCAAAGUCGGUGGUAAAGAUCGCAGCGAUAAUGAAAAAUGGGUCGAAGGCAGCUUUCUGAAGCAGUGCCUAAAGGUGGGAAAUUAUGGUGGCUGGAGGACAACAAUUUUGGGUUGUAUGGUGGACAGUAAACAGAUCGCCAUUGGUACCAAUGUAACAAUUGGAAAAACCACUUAUGUCUGUGAAGAUGUGGGAAAUGGAAAUGUCCGGAUGCGUUACUUCUGGCACUGGUAGAACAGCAGUUUGACAUCAUUUCCCUUUAUUCAGUUGAAAGAAAUGGUAUUUUCAUGGCUACUGCACCAACCUAUCCUCGUCUAGCAU
This is a messenger RNA of Cylicocyclus nassatus, 438 nucleotides long. NCBI's taxonomy places the organism in Eukaryota, Metazoa, Nematoda, Chromadorea, Rhabditida, Strongylidae. The record is from the annotation of a GenBank genome assembly.